Molecule: messenger RNA, 520 nt
Organism: Lathyrus oleraceus (garden pea)
Lineage: Eukaryota; Viridiplantae; Streptophyta; Magnoliopsida; Fabales; Fabaceae
Product: histone H4
Exons: 1
Coding region: 72-383 (103 amino acids)
Cellular component (GO): nucleosome
Molecular function (GO): structural constituent of chromatin; protein heterodimerization activity; DNA binding
Source: RefSeq, a predicted model, not a curated record
UAUCAUUCAUUCAUUCACAUUUCAAUCUUCCUUUUCAAAAUUUCACAGUUGAUAAUUAUAAGAAGAGAAAAAUGUCAGGUCGCGGUAAAGGUGGAAAGGGUUUGGGAAAGGGAGGAGCAAAGAGGCACAGAAAAGUGCUUCGUGAUAACAUCCAGGGAAUUACCAAGCCUGCAAUUCGCCGUUUGGCGAGAAGAGGUGGUGUCAAGAGAAUCAGUGGACUCAUCUAUGAAGAAACUCGUGGUGUUCUCAAGAUCUUUCUCGAGAACGUUAUUCGUGAUGCCGUUACUUACACUGAGCACGCUAGGAGGAAAACUGUCACUGCCAUGGAUGUUGUUUAUGCUCUGAAGAGGCAGGGAAGGACUCUGUACGGUUUCGGUGGUUGAUUUUAUGAUCCAAUUUAGGGUUUCGUUAGUGUUAGUUGGGUGUAGAUGUAUUUUAUCUAUUUAAGCUGAACUGAGGCAAUUUGUUAUGUUCUUCUAUCAUAUGAACUUAAUGAUGGAUAUUCUGUUUUUCUGCUAAA